AUGGCUGCCAUAACAAUGCGCGGAUCGCCUGAUCUAGCAAAUGGCAGCUCCAACCCUCACGCCGCCAACGGAGCGCAAAGAGAUUCUGGAAGGCGCAAUCGCAAAAACGCCAAUGCCUCUAACGUAGAAGGCUAUGAGAACGAGACAGACUAUGACCCGAAGACACCUCAUACCAGGCCGUCCUCAGCCAGAACCCGAGACCAGCCCGAGGGGAGUUUGAAUUAUACCACCCGCAAACCACUUCCUUUCUCAGCCUCAGAGCCAUCAGAGGAAUCUACCACACCGCGAGGUCUUCCACCAGCGUCCUAUCCUCCCAAAUCCAGCGCAGCCAUGCCGGAAAUUCAGAUUCAACCACCUGCGCCGGGUGUCUCUUCGUCUCCGACUCGGUCGAACACCACGCGUUCUACCUCGGCCAGUCAUUCACAACGAGACUGGGCAUCAGACCGAUCCCCUCUUCAAAAGUUGGAAGUUACUUUGACUGGAAUCAGCAAGGAAGAGAAGCGGGCGCGAGUCCAAGAGGCGGAAAUGAAAGCCCGAGAGCGCAUCGCGCGCAAGAAAGCCGAGCAGGAGAAAGCUCAAUUGAUGGCAGCAGUGGCUCGUGAGGCAUCAGCAAAACGGGGCCAACCAGAAAUCCAACCAUCCUCCGGCGCAACGAGAAGAAGAAGCGAACAGAGGGAUCCUCCAGUGGGAAAUGGCAUGCGAAACGGACAUGCGGCAGCACCACCGCAGCGACAACCUGGAAGCACGGCUGCGCGUCACAACAGCACGGUUCCUACAGAUUCUCGGUACCCAGCCAUCCAGCGCCCCGAUGAUUCCCAAUUUACACGCGCACAAGCCGCUAUCCCAUCAUCCGCCAAGAUUGGCAAUGUGCCAAGACGAUCGGUUACGGUGAGCGGACCUGCAGCAAGGCCGCAUCCUGCCAGCAAUAUCAGCCACAGUCGCUCGAUGUCUCAAGCAGGCCCUCGAGCUAUGCAGGUUCCUCCCGCAUUGAGAGCAGAGACAACCGGUGAACUUUUGACAGCACCUCGUACGCCCCAAGAUAGUGCCGAGUCACAAGUCAAGCCAAAGAAAGCAUCUGUGUCUUUCGAUGUACCGCCUCCCACACCCCCACCUGUCUUUGAGUGGAGGAAUGCGCAUCCUGCUCGGCUUGCGGCCCCCGACUUCGAUUUCCAACACUUUGAUAUGGAGCGUAGCAAAGCAUGGUGGGAGGGUGGUGGUAACAAAGAUCGCAGGAAGAGUAGGGCUUUACCUAAGAACUAUAAGUCUCCUGCUCAGAAGUUGACAGGAGUGACCGAGCACAAGAACUUCCAACCCAGUCUAUUCUUGCGAUGUGGUCCUUUGCUACGAUACACAGGUAUCAGACAAGUCAGAAUUGAUGGAGCCAGUGGCCCUAUUGACAAAGACAUAUGGCGAGGAUCUAUAAUGAUAGUCACAAAAGAUUCUCGCUCCUCUUACGACACUCCACCUACACUGAGACUAUUCUCUCAGCCGAUGGAUCUUCUCCCUCCCCCACCCGUGGAGAUCAGUCAUGAAGAUGGAAUGCAACUGGCUCCCGAAUAUGUUGACCCAACAGCGGGGCUCAUGAAAGUUGGUCGUGAUGGACGUCCCCUUUACGUCAAGCCAGUCGAACAUCUCGAGGAGCAAGUCGACCUCUCUUUUAUUGAGAACGACGAUGGUAUCUACGAGCUCUCACCGAGUAUGGUUGACUAUACCAGUGAAGGCAUCAAACAGCCUAUGCCUUCCAAUCGGAUGCAUGCCGUCGACGGUGAAACGGCGAGUCUGCACCGAGAUAUUCCGGGCGCCCGUCUAUAUGCAGACGCCGCAAGAGACGUCACCUUCUGGAGAUUCAAUCUGGAGAUUGAGCUUAGCCCAACGCAGCAGCGAAUUGCCUAUCGCAUUAACCAAGGACCUGCUUUGGGAUUCUGGGUUCCCGCAGCUGGCGAGUCAAUGAACAUCAUGUUCCACAGUGGUAAUGGGUUCAGCCCCUCUGCGGACUCUGACAAAGUCUGUGGCCCUGACCCUCUUUGGCGAGAUAUUCUCAAUGAGCACCAGACUCGUCCAUUCCAUGUGAUGAUUGGUGGAGGUGAUCAGAUCUUCAACGACUCUGUUAUCACAGAGUCGACGUUUUUCCAAGAAUGGCUCAAGAUCAAAAAUGCGGCGGACAAAUACGGGACGCCAUUCACCCCUGAGUUCCGUGCUGAGUUGGAGAUGUUUUAUCUUGAGCGCUAUGCUGCAUGGUUUUCACAGGGUCUGUUCUCGUUGGCGAACUCCCAAAUUCCCAUGAUCAACAUUUGGAAUGAUCAUGAGAUCUUUGAAGGAUUUGGCUCUUAUCAUGAUGAUUUCAUGCAGAGUCCCGUUAUUUCUGGAAUUGGAAAGAUUGCGUUCAAGUAUUAUUUGCUGUUCCAGCAUCACAGUGUGCCGGACGAGACCGAGAUGGAUGAACCCAGUUGGCUUCUCGGUGCUCACCCUGGUCCGUAUAUUGAACAGAGAAGCCGAAAUCUGUUCAUGUCUCUUGGCCAUGGUAUUUCGUUCUUGGGACUUGACUGCCGCACUGAGCGCCGAACUAAUGAGGUCCUUAGCGAAGAGACAUGUGACUUAUUGUGGGAUCGCUGUCACAGCGAGAUUAUGAAGGAAGAGACAAAGCACUUGAUUGUGCUUUCAAGUGUGCCUGUUGCUUAUCCACGAGUGGCAAUGCUCCGCAAGUUCACAAACAGCCGCAAAUCUCUCGGCAAGGCUGCAGUCUUUGAUGACUACUGGGCUGGCAAGCACCUCAAAUCCGAACGGACAUGGUUGGUUGAAGAUCUUCAGGAUUUGGCUGCGGAGAAAUCCAUUCGAGUCACAAUACUCAGUGGCGAUGUCCACCUGGCCGCAGUUGGACAAUUCUAUUCGAAUCCCAAGUUGGAUAUCCCUAAAGACCAGGAUUAUCGGUACAUGCCGAAUGUCAUUUCUUCCGCUAUCGCAGAUAUUCCAGAAACCGAUCUGGUUUCGGAUAUGCUCAACAAACGGAAUACCAUCCACCACAUGGAUUCGAACACAGACGAGGAUGUUAUCCCCAUCUUUACCCAGGAUGUCAACGGCAAGCCCCGAAAUAACAAACGCUUGCUGCCUCGGCGAAACUGGUGUUCGAUCCGGGAGUAUAAGCCCGGAUCUACUCCACCCGAAACGCCUGAGUCGGAAAUGACCGAAGUACCAGAGCCUCGGCCCAAUAAGUUGCAGCGAACAUUGUCGCUGGGUCGUGGGGAUAAGGGGGAUAAAGGGUCUACUGGCAAGUCUGGAAUUCUCAGACGCCUUUCCACCCGUGGGCCACCUCCAACGAGGACUAUGAGUUUCAGCCGAGGUGACGAGGACGAUUUCUAUCGACGUGCGAGCGUUGACGGCCAUACUCAACCCCACGAGAGCGCGGACAGUUAUUUCCCAGGCCCCGCUGCCCCUCCAGGACCCGGUAGUUUCCACCGCCGACCAACGAAUCUCAGUCAAAAGGCAGCGAAGAAAGCCGCCAAGCAGGGCAAUGAUGGUGCAGGCGCCUACAUCAACCUCGAAGGUGGACUAGCCAUUACAUUGAACCUGGAGAUCAGCCCACAAGACCCAUCGGGUGUUACCACACCCUACAAGUUGCUUGUGCCAGCACUGCACUUCAGUGGAACCGAAUAUGACCCGCCUCCAACACAGAUCGUCAAAGGCUGGAAAAAGUUCCUGCCCCGCCGCAAGAAGAAUAGAGGAGCCAAAACACAAUCUGAAGCCGAAGAAGACUUCACCGAUGACGAAGACCAAGAUGAUUAUGAGGACCAUGACCUUAUCAAUAAUACCCGUGCGAACGCCGUCACUAGCCAUCCUCAACCACACUAUGAGGGAUAUCCUGGGAGCGAGGAUGAGGAUUCUGAGGGCGAGGUUCCUCAACGCCUACCGCCGCAUAUGAUGGCUGAGCACUCUACAGAUGCUGAACAGCAUGGCCGUCCACGGAAAAAGUGGUUCGGCGUGAUCUAG
Messenger RNA from Penicillium paradoxum, 3984 nucleotides. RefSeq lists its product as uncharacterized. Bases 1 to 3984 code for a protein of 1327 amino acids. Lineage: Eukaryota; Fungi; Ascomycota; Eurotiomycetes; Eurotiales; Aspergillaceae. The transcript has 5 exons. Gene Ontology annotation, cellular component: membrane. The record is from RefSeq and is a predicted model, not a curated record.